AUGGAUUUAGAUUUAGGGGAGAAGAAAGGUGCAAAGAUAAGUGUCUAUGAAGAGCUUAAGGAAUGUUACAAGCAUGAAAAAGGUGGAACAAAAAUGAUUUUGGAGCCACUUCAUGAUGGAAACUGUAAGGAAAAAGGAGGUGGAGAGUAUGGUGAUAGCGGAUUUGGUGUUAUUGGUGGCGAUGGCAGUCAAGGAGGAGGUAGUAGAGGUGGAAUAGGGAGAGAUGGGGAAAAAGGAGGUGGAAGUGGUAGUGAUGGAGAUGAUUAUGGUGGUGGAGGAAGUGGAAGUUGA
Messenger RNA from Lathyrus oleraceus (garden pea), 291 nucleotides. Its product is annotated as glycine-rich cell wall structural protein 1.0. Bases 1 to 291 code for a protein of 96 amino acids. The transcript has 3 exons. The record is from RefSeq and is a predicted model, not a curated record. Lineage: Eukaryota; Viridiplantae; Streptophyta; Magnoliopsida; Fabales; Fabaceae.